This is a messenger RNA of Arxiozyma heterogenica, 1212 nucleotides long. RefSeq names its product transcription factor TFIIB (gene SUA7). The coding region runs from base 1 to 1212 and encodes 403 amino acids. The transcript has a single exon. Gene Ontology annotation, cellular component: transcription preinitiation complex; nucleus. Lineage: Eukaryota; Fungi; Ascomycota; Saccharomycetes; Saccharomycetales; Saccharomycetaceae. Gene Ontology annotation, molecular function: TBP-class protein binding; RNA polymerase II general transcription initiation factor activity. Gene Ontology annotation, biological process: transcription preinitiation complex assembly; transcription initiation at RNA polymerase II promoter. The record is from RefSeq and is a predicted model, not a curated record.
AUGUCUACAUCAACUGCUGCUAUAUCCAACCCAUUUGCUAAUUCUUUUCAAAGAAGACCUAGGAAGGGACCAAAUUUGAAUGUUGUUUUGACAUGUCCUGAAUGUAAAGUGUAUCCACCCAAAAUUGUGGAAAGAUUUAGCGAGGGUGAUGUUGUUUGUGCUCUUUGUGGGUUAGUGCUAUCUGAUAAAUUAGUCGAUACAAGAUCUGAAUGGCGUACAUUUUCCAAUGACGACCAAAAUGGUGAUGACCCAUCGCGUGUUGGUGAAGCUUCGAAUCCUUUGUUGGAUGGUAACAAUUUAUCCACUAGAAUUGGUCAAGGUGAGAGUACAGACAUGAGAUUUACUAAAGAAUUAAAUAGAGCUCAGGGGAAAAACGUUUUGGAUAAAAAGGAUAGUGAAGUUCAGGCAGCUUUUGCUAAGAUUACCAUGCUUUGUGAUGCUGCAGAAUUACCUAAAAUUGUUAAAGAUUGUGCAAAAGAAGCUUAUAAACUAUGCCAUGAUGAAAAAUCUUUGAAGGGGAAAUCUUCAGAAAGUAUUAUGGCUGCAUCCAUUUUAAUUGGUUGUAGACGUGCAGAGGUGGCUAGAACUUUUAAGGAAAUUCAAUCUAUUAUUCAUGUCAAGACAAAGGAAUUCUCAAAGACUCUUAGUAUUAUGAAAGGUAUAUUGAGAGAAAAAUCUUCUGAUGGGUUUAUUAAAAUUAAUACUGACAACAUGAGUGGUGCACAAAAUUUAACUUAUAUACCAAGGUUUUGUUCUCAUUUGGGUUUGCCUAUGCAAGUUACCACCGCUGCAGAAUAUACAGCUAAAAAAUGUAAAGAGAUCAAGGAAAUUGCAGGUAAAUCACCAAUCACUAUUGCUGUUGUGUCUAUUUAUUUAAAUAUUUUACUUUUUAAGAUACCUGUUAGUGCAGCCAAAGUGGCACAAAUACUUCAAGUCACCGAAGGGACAAUAAAAUCUGGUUAUAAAUUGCUUUAUGAACAUAGGAAUCUUUGUGUUGAUCCACAAUUAAUUGCAAACGGUGUAGUAAGUAUGGAUAAUUUGCCUAAAUUUGAAAAGGACAGGGGUAAAAAAAAAGGAAUAAGACAAAUCAUAAUAAAAAUUAUUAUUAAUUGUGUUGUUAUAGAUGUACAUUUCUUAAUGAAUAUCUUUGUUUAUUUCUUUCUGCUUUAUGGAUAUAGACUAUGCUUCAGAACAAAUCUUUUAAUGAUAUGA